CGUCGCUUACCCAAACCAACCGACAAUAAAUUGAAUCGGAUCGAAUUUUAAACGGGCAUGUCGAUUUGACGAUCGUUUCUACAGUAAAUUUGACAAUAAUUAAAUCCUCUUUUUUCGCGUAAUUUUGGAAGAGAGACUUUAAUUUUUUUCGUGGUUUUGUGGCACGAGGUGGCGCUAGUGGGAUCCAACAGGAUGUGGCUGAUCUGGCGCCUAUGGAGCUUAGUGGUGUGUAUAUGCGUGUGCUCGCUCGCCCAGCGCAUAGACCAAGAGCCCAUACUAUCGCCGCGGCCUGCGAGGGUACGCGAUCGCGAAAUGAAACCCGACGAACCGUCAUGCGACCAGUUGAAAGCUAUGUGGAGGUUUUCGAAAAGGCAAGCGCGUGCCCCGGAGAUAAUGAACGAGGUUACUUCAUACCGCGACCCCCUGAUGUACAACGAAUGGCCGGUUUACACUGCGAUGCCACGUGCUGCACCGAGAUUCAGAUAUCAAUACCCGUCCAUCCCUCGCGAGGCGUACGGCCGGGUCAUUACGAAAGCACCACCUAAUGUCGUACGCACACCUGAUUAUGGAGAGAUGUUCGGCAUGCUGAACGUACCCCACACCUCUGGCAAGAUACUGAGAUACUCUGGACCCUCCAGGCCACGAGGCGGACCCACGUUCAUGGUGCCCCCACAAAGAGACAGGUUCGAAGCGCUGAAGAAGUUGAUUCGACAGGAGCACGUCCGCGAACUGCAGCGAAAAUACGAGACAGAACAAAAGCAGGAACUGAAGGAAAUUGCGGCUGGUCGCGGAAAUGAAGACUACGUAUACGGCACGUAUGGUGAGCAAGAACCAAGUGGACUCCAGCAACUGGAAUAUGCCGGCGAUGAACCCGCCGCAAGACACGGCAAAAAACCACAAGUGGGCAGCCGCCAAGUAUCACAGUUCUCACGCUACUCCGACGUGAUGCUGCCACCAGUUCGCCGCACGUUCUACCACCCCUACUUCGAGUACAUCCCCGAAUACGGCCCAUACUACUAAACUCCGCAGAACAGCCUUUGAACAUCCACGAACGAAUCAGAACAUUCCAUACAGGACACUCCUUUACGUACAAAACCUUCUCUGGCUUUAAAAACUCAAAUUUAUUAUCAUAAUUAGUUACGAGUAUAUUUAGGGAACUGGAGGCAAUUUGUGAAACCAUUUCUAAAAUAAUAAUUAAUGUUUAGUUAGGCUGCGC
Pararge aegeria (speckled wood butterfly) is the source of this 1216-nucleotide messenger RNA. RefSeq lists its product as uncharacterized. The transcript is spliced from 8 exons. The coding region runs from base 193 to 1020 and encodes 275 amino acids. NCBI's taxonomy places the organism in Eukaryota, Metazoa, Arthropoda, Insecta, Lepidoptera, Nymphalidae. The record is from RefSeq and is a predicted model, not a curated record.